Dictyostelium discoideum AX4 is the source of this 825-nucleotide messenger RNA. Its product is annotated as glycoside hydrolase family 16 protein. The coding region runs from base 1 to 825 and encodes 274 amino acids. Gene Ontology annotation, molecular function: hydrolase activity, hydrolyzing O-glycosyl compounds. The record is from RefSeq and is a predicted model, not a curated record. Gene Ontology annotation, biological process: carbohydrate metabolic process. NCBI's taxonomy places the organism in Eukaryota, Evosea, Eumycetozoa, Dictyosteliales, Dictyosteliaceae. The transcript has 3 exons.
AUGAACAAGUAUAUUCAAUUAUUUAUUUUCUUUGUUCUUUUUAUAGUUUUUAUUAAAGAUGUUGAAUCCUCAUCAUCCUCAUCAUCCUCAUCAACAUCAUCAUCAUCAUCCUCAUCAACAGAACCAAUAUCAUAUGAUGGAUGGAAUCUAAUUUUUCAAGAUGAAUUUGAAGGUGAUUCAUUAGAUUUAUCAAUUUGGAAUGAAAUUUCCCAAUCAUAUGAUUACAAUGCUGAAUUGGAAGAUUAUAUUCCUGAAAAUAUCAUUGUUGAAAAUGGUUAUUUAAAUAUUAUUGCCAAACAACAAGAAUAUCAAGGUCAUAAUUAUACAUCAGGUAAAAUUACAUCAUCAGGUAAAUUUAAUACAACAUUUGGUAGAUUAGAAGCAAGUAUUAAAUUACCAUAUGGUCAAGGAUAUUGGCCAGCUUUUUGGUUAAUGCCAGAGACAAAUCUAUGUUGGCCAACAGGUGGAGAGAUUGAUAUUAUGGAGAAUUUAGGUCAAGAUGAUACAAUCUAUGGUACAUAUCAUUAUAGUACACAAUGUAAUCAAAAUGAAGAAAGUGGAGGUAAAACUAUCACUGAAUCAUUUAGUUCAGAUUUUAAUUUAUAUAGUGUUAUUUGGGAUUCAAAUCAAAUUAUUUGGAUGAUUAAUAAUAUUCCAUAUUUUAAAAUUGAACCAACAACUGAAUUACCAUUACCAACAACAACUCCAUUUUAUAUAAUUUUUAAUGUUGCUGUAGGUGGUGAUUGGGGUGGAAAUCCAAUUGAUUCAACCAUUUUCCCUCAAAACAUGACUGUUGAUUAUGUUAGAGUUUAUAAGAGAUUGUAA